Messenger RNA from Pseudoliparis swirei, 4818 nucleotides. It is a transcript of the gene bicral, whose product is annotated as BICRA like chromatin remodeling complex associated protein. Bases 1556 to 3655 code for a protein of 699 amino acids. Gene Ontology annotation, cellular component: SWI/SNF complex. Gene Ontology annotation, biological process: positive regulation of DNA-templated transcription. NCBI's taxonomy places the organism in Eukaryota, Metazoa, Chordata, Actinopteri, Perciformes, Liparidae. The transcript has 13 exons. The record is from RefSeq and is a predicted model, not a curated record.
UGUAUUAUAAUUUUGUGAUAAAAAUUUCAAGGAAAAAACACACACAACCUCCUUCCUCCCUUCCUUCAGGGAGGGAAGAGAGUUUGAGCGGAGAGAAAAAUCUAUCCGAGACAGAACAGGGACAGUGAGAAAAAAUAUAUGAGUGGGAGAGGGAGAAGGAGGAGGAGGAGAAGGAGGGGGGAGCAAAUUAAAAGUUGCCAAAUGGAGAUAUUGGGUUUCAAGAGGAGUGAGACAGGAGUAAAGGGUUUGCCUUUUUGAGUCGUCUUUAUGUUGUGCUAAUCGGGAUAACUAUGUAUGGCUCGGCACGGCACUCGUCCUCCGGCAUUUUCGCUGAAUUCCACCCGACGUUUUCCAAAAUAGGCGUCGUCGACAUCGCGGCUAGCUAACCAGAAAAGGCCGGUGUUUUUUAUCGUUAAAACAUUGCCGCGGAGCUUCCCGGUUCGGAGAGCCACCCGACCAGAACACCGGGCUGCGACAGAUUAUCUCCCCUUCUCCCCGCCGCCGCCGAUUGAGAGGCGUCAGUUUCGGCAUAUCGAAACAAAAUGUGACGUGUUUUCGUGCUGGCAGUUGGAGCCGCAUAGAGGACAAAUGAAAGCCUCCCCAACGGAGAAAGAAAGAACACGUCAGCGACGACCAGCCACAGGCUGGACGACGGGCGUUUUGUGCUGCUUGAAUGCGAUUAUGAUACCGUCGGUUCGGUCUAUUUUUGGAUAUAAAACUUCGGCGCUGUGCAUUAGCCAGCUCACUAAACCAACGGCUGCACCAAGCGGCUCCGGUAGCGGGGCGACGGCGGAGACCAACUUUAGCUCGGUCUGCGUCGAAGCCUGCACACUAAGGCGGAUUUCGGAGACCGAAUUUGAGCUAGAAAUUAAACAAACUAUUCAAAUUUGUCGAAAUUUGGAUAACCCAGAUCACCGUUGAGCGAUAAAUCGGCAAAUCCUGUUUUUUGUUGUUGCUACUUUAAACGCCAUUUUUGUUUUCGCUCAGCAUUGGCACUUCAGCUCUAGUCUUAUCUUUGAAUUUUUGUUAUCAAGCAAAUGGUUGCUUUUUUAUUUAAAUGACGUAACGUUGGUUUGAUGCCCGCUGGAGAGAAGAAACGAGUAGUAUUUUACAUAAACAGUUCACAUAUGUAGUUUUUUCUCCCCUGUGAAAUAAAAUGUAGUAGUUUGGUUUCCGUUUUUUGUUUGGAAAACUGCGACAUUGCUUACUCUCAUAUUGGAGCAUUUGUUCUACUGUUGCUGUACAAACAGAGCUUUUGGUAGUAGAAUCAUCCAUUUUGGCAAGCAUACGUCUAUUUAUUGCGCAUAUUGAAGACGAAACAAACCCAAUAUUCUGAAAUAAAAUGACCGUUUAGCAUGUUUCUUUGUAUAUUCUUACAUCAUGGUGGUGUUAGUUCAUGGAGCCUAUUUUGCGCUGAAGCCCUGUCGCUCUUUGUUCUCCCUGAACCAAAGAUGGAGGCUGAACGUGGCUCUGUUGUAACGACAGCCUUUGGCAGGCCCAGGAAACAAAGGGCGUUAAAUGACUGAACCCAUGCUUCCUGCUGGAAAUCUGUGUCAUGGAUGAUGAGGAUGAUCGUCAUCUUCUGGAUAUUUUAGGAGAUGUGGAUGCAUUGAAUGACUAUCUCCAUGGCAGCAACAGCAAGUCUAUUGAGGAGGAUGAUGUGACAAAUGCAGCUUUCGGGUCAGAUGCAUCCUUCUUUUCUAGCGACACGGUUGGCUCAAACUCUGGCCUCAAGGAUGGCUCUUCUUCAAUGGGGGAAUUCGGCGACGAUUCAACAGGGGCAGGCCUCCAGCUCUCCAGCAGCCUUUCAUUUAUCGAGGAUGAAUUGGGGUCCGGGGACUCCCCCGGAGGGGUGGAUCUUGGGGGAGAGGACCAGCCCUUUGACAUCCUACAGAAGUCUCUCAUGGAGGCCGACAUCACGGAGCAGACAUUGGCCCAGGAGGCCUUACUAGACUCCCAGCCCGCUCCCACCCUGGUGCAGGCUCCCGUCCCCUUUCCCUCCCAGCUGGUCUCUGGGGGCUAUGGAGGGGGCGUGGUACCCACGGCGACAGCUGCGUUCCCCACAGGCCAGUUUCUGCAAGGGGUCUCCCAGCUGCCCAACGGCUCCGCCCAGCACAUCCAGGUGUUGGGCUCCUUCGGGGCGGGUGCUGGUGUGAUGACUCUGAGCAGCUUGGAGAGAACUCCUCAGCUUGUGCUGAGGCCGGGGACGCCUGUGUCCGCGGCGGGGGCCGCAGCAGGGGGGCAGGCGUUUGCUCCGACCCAAGGGCAGGUAGGCCAUGUGGGCCUACCUUUCAAAAACAUCCCCCUUCAAAACAUCAUCAUCCAGAGAGGCCCCGGAGGGACCCAGACUCUCGUCAGACCUAUCCAACCUAAACCGCUCCAAUCUGGGGCUCAGACUGCCUACAGCCUCGGCCUCCAUCCCACUCCAACCACCACGGCGAAUGUAGUUACCGCGAACACGGCUUCUCCUGGGGGGCAGUACACAGCCAACGGCUCCAUUGUGGUGCAGCCUACCCUGGAGCAGCAGCAAGCGCAGGCCCAGACAUCGUGCGCUCCUGGGCGCCUGACUCUGGUUGGCCCGGCGACGGCGGGGAUCGGUGGUCAAGGCCACGUCUCGGCGAGUCCCGUUCAGCGCCUUCUUGUGACCCAAACUGAGAAUUGCACUUCUCUGUCCCCUUUAGCUGGUACUGUGACGCAGGAGCAAGACUACAGACAGAAUUCUUCAUCUCCUGCCCUCCUCAGCAGCAUCCAUGCUAUGACUCAAGAUUCAAAGCUCAUCUCUCAGGUCAGUGCUCAGAAGAGACCUGCCCUUCCGCCACUUACAAGAGGAGAAAUGAUUUUACUACAGUUGAGGAAGGAUCAUGCUGGAGUUGAGACCCUAGAUCCUCGUCGAUUCAAUUCAAUCGACGAUGCGCUGCAAAGACUCCUCCCAUACCACGUGUUCCAGGGGGCUCCACCCAGCCAGGAGGAGUUCUCACAGGUGGAUGACGAAUUUGAGGUAGUAGCAACUCAAGUGCUGAUGAGGACCCAUGUCAUGGUGAACAAAUACAGACGGCUACUGAUGGUGGAGGCUGAGCGUUCCAGUCCGUCAUCAGAAAUGGUGAUGAUUGACAGGACCUUCAACCAAGAGGAGCGCAGCAACCUGACACAGGACAAACGCAUGAUACUCGUGGAUCCAGACACCUUCUUCGAAGACUUCUGUUGCGGGAUGAAAUCCAAACUUUCCCAGGAUCCCGUCCCCUCUCCGUCGUUGUCCAGCUGCAGCUGGAAUCAGUCAGACAGAGGCUCCGCGGAGCCACCGCACAGGACAGACCCCCAGCCCGGGUGUGGAGACCCGGGAGGGGGCAGCGACGUAGGGCCAGGUGCAGCAGAAAGACUCCACCCGCCGCUCUUAGAAAACAAGAGCGUCCUGGAACUGAAGAGAUCCCAGCAACACUACGGGCCCAGCAGCGGCAGCAACAACAGCCUCCUUGCUGCCAACAGUUAUCCCCAAGGUAACCCCUCACCCUUUGCAGCAACGGCGAGAGGACAGACAAACUACCACCCGUCCUCCCCGCCGACCCAGCCCGAGUGCCCCGCUCGGCUCACCUCCCCCCCUCACGGCGACACAGACUCUGCUCUCGAGGCGGCGGUCAACAGCAUCUUGGAAUGUUAAGACUGAUCUCAUCACUAGUUUUGACUUCUUUUGUGUACGCGUGUGUACAUUUUUUUUGUGUCAAACUCUCCUGUUGUGAUAUUUGUUGUAUCCCCUCCCCCUUAUUCCCUGUGUGAAGAGAGGUUAACUCUUCUUUCAGGUCUAUUAUAUUUCUGAUACCAUCUCCGGUCAUGUAGCAUGUAUUUAGUUUGUUUUGGUGAUUUUUGUUUUGUUUGUGUUGGAGGCGGCACGGUUUGGUAUGAGUCAGAGACUCCAUGGGACUGCAGGCACUCAAGAUGACCUAUAAACAUCCGGGAACGUGUGCAAUGCAACGUACUCACAGAUGGAAUUAGGUUUUGUUUUUGUUUACUUUAACAUUAUUUUAAAGGGGAAGGUUCUGCAAUUUCAGGAGCUUGAAAGUAGGAGUCCCUCUCUUCACAAAUACACCAUUAAUCUUUUGUUGAUUUACCUAUUUACCUUUGCUGAAGAACAGAUGAGGAGGAGGAGGGACAAAAUGACAAAUCUGUGCCUAAUUCUCGGUUUUUAUUUUGAAGUGUUUACAUGAAGGAGCUCUAUUCAAAAAACGACUUAGUUCCUUCCUGCAUUACAAACAUGCACAAUACACACACACACACGCACGCUUUAGUGCAACGUGUUACGUAGUUUCAUGGUUCGGAGGCGUAGAUUUCCUUUAGCCCAGUCGACAAAUUCACAUAGACGAUUUGCACUAAACGUAUUGUUGCUUAUUUCAGGAACUAUAUGAAUACGUGGCUCUCGUUGACAUCCAGUGUGCGCUCGCCGUGAAUAUUUGGAACACAACCAAAAUCUAUUCGCCGGCUUUCAGCUGCCUGCAACAAGGAUAAACCUCUAAAUCACACUCGCAACCUUUCAAACUCGUCACAUAGACAUAAAUAAUAGUGUUAUUGUACUCGGCAAUGCUUUUUUUCUUGUGCUCAAGUCACAUUUUCUUUGGCAUUUUUUCUUUUGUACCUUAAAGGUAUGCAAGCCCCGACACACACAGGACACAUCCUCAAUCUCUACCACUUUUUAAGUUUAUUUUUUAUCAUUUCAUUGUGUUCGUGUCAAGGGGAGCUUAGUCCUCAGAUUGAGGAAGUUAUGUUACAGUAUGUUUCUUUUAAUUUUUUAAAAUAGAAAUGACAUUAAAAAAUAUGUUUUUUGUUGGC